This is a messenger RNA of Podarcis lilfordi (Lilford's wall lizard), 7869 nucleotides long. Lineage: Eukaryota; Metazoa; Chordata; Lepidosauria; Squamata; Lacertidae. The record is from the annotation of a GenBank genome assembly.
AGUAGAGCUGAGCUUGAAGCCGACUAGGUGAUUUUGGGAGCCUAUAUAUAUAUAUAUAUAUAUAUACACAUACAUACAUAUAUAUAUAUAUUCUUUUUUCUCCUUCUCUACCUUGCAAACUCCGAGGAACUUUUUCUCCUUCUUUUUUGAAAGGGGUGGAAUAUAUAUUUUAAUAUAUAUUCUUCCGACAGCCCCUCAUUGACUAUCCACGAAAAAGCUGCCCACAUGUCCGUUGCUUGAGAGCAAAUAUCUGCAGCAGCAGCAACAGCAGCGAUUUUGCAAAAGCGUCCGAGAUCCGAGGUCUUCUUUCCAGUUUCUGCAACCCAGGCGGGACAUUUUUGGUGCCCCUUGCGAACUUUUCCUUGUCGUUGCCGCUGGGCUCGCCUGUUUUCAUGCAGUUUUAAGAGACCCUGCCACUUUCGCUUUUUCACCCCUCCCCACCCUCCUCUUCCUCCCCCCACCCACCCCCUCUUCCCACCCCCUCUUGCUCGCUUUUUUCAUUUCCACCGAUAUCCUCCCCCGGGUCGCUUUCUCGCAUGAAUCUCCUCGACCCUUUCCUGAAGAUGACCGAGGAGCAGGAGAAAUGCCUGUCCGGCGCCCCCAGCCCCACCAUGUCGGACGAUUCGGCCGGCUCCCCUUGCCCGUCGGGCUCCGGAUCGGACACCGAGAACACGCGUCCCCAAGAGAACACCUUCCCCAAAAGCGACCCGGACCUGAAGAAAGAGAGCGACGAGGACAAGUUCCCCGUGUGCAUCCGAGAAGCCGUCAGCCAGGUCUUGAAGGGCUACGACUGGACGCUCGUGCCCAUGCCCGUGCGCGUGAACGGAUCCAGCAAGAACAAGCCCCACGUCAAGCGCCCCAUGAACGCCUUCAUGGUGUGGGCGCAGGCCGCGCGCAGGAAGCUCGCAGACCAGUAUCCGCACCUGCACAAUGCCGAGCUGAGCAAGACGCUGGGCAAACUCUGGAGGUAAGCGCUGGGGAAGGGCGCAACGGGGGGAAGGAAGCGGGUUGCCCAAGGGGCGCUGGCACGCUUGCUCCGGAGGAAGCGUGCAGAGGAUCGCAGCCCAUAGUUAGAGGGACGGGGAGGGUAUCCAUGGUUUGAUUGUUUAGCUUCAGGGGCGCCAACUUGAAUAAAAUAGUCAAUAAAUAACUUAACAGAUCAAAAGACAUGGUGUGCGCACAUAAUUUAAAUGGCAAUGCCCGUCAACUUUUUGGGGGGGGCGGGUCGGCCCCCUCAAAUAUUUUAUGAGGGUGCGAAGGAACCUCAGCCCCUAGAAGUUGGCUCCUGUGCUUCGUUUUGCAUCACCACGCCUUGGCAAAGUCUACUUUCCGCCACUCGGGGUCUGUCUGUGCAGCGUGCAGCGUAGGAGCCAGUCCUAGGGGCCGAGGUCCCAAAGUUGCGCCCACCCACCCCACCCCAGUUAAUGGCCAUUGCCAUUGAAAUGGUGUUUGUGUGCCACGUCUUGAGAUCGAUAAUGUGGGGUGGAGCUUAUCUGGAAACCACACACACACACACACAAUAUUUUAUUCAAGUUUGCCUCCCUGCUCUGCAGGAGCAGGGCCAGAAGGGAGAAAUUGCACGCGUGGGUUGGGUGCGCGCACGAGAGAGAGAGAGAGAGCGAGAGAGAGCGAGAGAGAGAGAGAAUGUAUGUUAACAGGGACAGACGUUUCCAAAGGGGUGGUUGGUGGGAAUCUGGGGCUUGGAGAUCCCAUGCUGAGCUCCUCCUCCUCCUCCUCCUCCGCAGAGGUAGCGUGAAGAGAGCCCAACUAACGCGCAGCUCUUGGAGAGUGUGUCCACUGAACUUCACAUGCAGGUGGCAAACCGGGCAUUUGGACUGGGUGGGAGCUACUUCUGAGUGCAAUCCGAUCGGGUUCUGCAAGAGAAGUUCUGGAUCAAAAUGUCGUUUGUACCUUGGUUUGUGGGCAUAUAUGUUCAUAGGAGCUAACUCCUAGAGGGUCCUUCAUCCUCCCUCCGUUAAAAUAUUUGAGGGGGCCAGGACCCCCCAAAAAGUUAAUGGGCACUGCCAUUCAAAUAGUGCGUGUGUGCCGUGUCAUGUGAUCAAUUAUGCAGGGCAGGGCUUACCUGCCCCCCCCCCCAAUAUUUUAUUCAAGUUGGCACCACUGUAUGUGUCCAUAUUUGAGGUCCUGUUUUAGCUUAGGGAAGGCAGCAUUGCUGUGUUCAAUGAGAUGCCAACACCAGAAAAUAAGGCUGUAAUAUAUACUUCCCCAGGAGGAAGUCCUAAUAAACUCAAAGGGGCUCACAACAAAGUAGACCUGCAUAGGAUUGCACUAUAACAGCAACUAAAUGAUGAGGCAGUGCUAAACCCCUUAUUUUUAAAGUGGCCUUGAGAUUAUGCCUAGGAGAGAGCUGUCCCAUUAAAAAAAAAAUAUGCUGUGGUUACUCUGAAAGGCACUCUGCACAUGCCCAGGAAUAAUUUAUUUUGUACACACCUGCCCAUUAAAAAACAAACACAUUACAAGGUUGAGCUCUGACAACUCAAGCCCUGUUCUCAAGACAAAACAUGAAUGGCACACGUUUGGGUAUGUGAUGAUUGCUGGUGUAAGUUGGCAAGUGUGGACCAAUAGGAGGUUGAGUCGGAAAGAUGACUUGCAACAGGAGGGAGGGGAAGAGGGAGGGAGCAGGGAGUUAAGAGAAAGUGAGUCAACUGAUUGAAACAUAAGCUUGUGACUUUCCACAAGAAAAAGAGAGAGAGACAGAUCAAUGGUAUUUGCAAAUGAAAGGUUUAUGUUGUUGUUGAGUUUAGCUAUAAAAAAAAAUGGUGGGCAGUUUGUGCUGGUGCCUGGAGGCACCCAAAGUGUUGGCUCCUAAUCUGUAUUUGUGUGAGUGUGUCCUGGGUUAGUUGGUGGGGGUGGGUGGGAAUUGAGUGAUGGCUCCAACCAAAUUCCAAGGGGCCAGAGCAGAGUCCCUGUAGUGGCUUGAUUUUUGUUAUGUCUUUUUUGAAAGUAGCCAAAACACUCUGCUAAUUUCUUGCAAGAGGAGCAGAGUUCUCAAAAGGAACCCUAAGAUGAUGUAGAAAAGGAACAGGCAGAGGCAAACUUAGCAGUACUGGACAACCAAGUCCUUUUUCUGACAGUGCUCAGAGGUCCCAGAGAAAGUUUCUAGUCUGCUCCUAAAAAGGGGGGGGGGGGGGAGAGAGAGAGAGAGAAUGCUCAGAUAGCAGGAUGUCUAAAAACUGCCUUCCUUGCCAGCUUUGCUAUGCCGCUAGGACAUUUUGGCAUAAUGUCCUAUGUUCACAUAUAUCUGGAUCGUGACCUUGGUAUGACCAGAAGCUCAUUUUGCACAACUUUGCAGCCUUCAACAGCUGCCUGGGACAGUGCUCUUGCAGACAGGCUGAUAUUUAUUUAAUUUUUUGCAAAAUGAAAUAUGACCUAAGUGCUACAUUCUGGAAAUCUCUGCAGUUGACACCAUUGUAAGUAACCACAAGGCCCUUUCUGUCUCGCCCAGGUUAUUGAACGAGAGUGAGAAGCGCCCAUUUGUGGAGGAGGCAGAAAGGCUGAGGGUGCAGCAUAAAAAAGACCAUCCAGACUAUAAGUACCAGCCGCGAAGGAGAAAGUCGGUCAAGAAUGGGCAGGCUGAGCAAGAGGAAGGAUCUGAGCAAACUCACAUCUCCCCGAAUGCCAUCUUCAAGGCCCUGCAGGCAGAUUCUCCCCAGUCUUCAUCCAGCAUGAGUGAAGUGCAUUCCCCUGGAGAACAUUCUGGUAAGUGUGCCGUGUGCUGUGGUUCUGCUCGUAGAAAUAAUAGAAUUGUAGAGUUGUUAGGGGUCAUCUAGUCCAACCCCCUGCAAGGCAGGAAUAUGCCCUUGUCCCGUAUGGGGAUUGAACCUGAAACCUUGGCAUUACCAGCACCACACUGAGCUGUCUAUUAUUCUUUUAAUGAAUUAGGCUGCUCCCAUUCAGGUGGAUGCAGAAAAAGAGCACACUUAGCGAUCUAUUGCCCUUAUGCAUCCUGAAGCAUCUCUAUAGAACAGGAUAACAGGUGCGAUAGGGGCAAAGCACGUGCAGAUGUGUGUGUCCUCUUUAGGUGACAGGUCAUUGGCCACCACUGUCAGUAAGUACGUCUCACGGACGACAGCACACAGCAUCAUUUGCACACAUUCAAAAGGGCUUUCUCUUUGCAUAAGGCAAUUGCUUCUGCCAGCAAAACGUCCCAAUCCAGUUCGCACCUUUGCAAACCAGCUCUAUAAACUGUCCUCUUUUUCAGCAGAGCACAGUCUCACAGGUACAAAUUUCUUUGGCUGUACAAAACAACUGAUCUAAGGAGCCAUGCAGCUAUCUUCAGUGGCAAUUCCUUAUUACUGGUCACCCUACCACCACCCUCUCCUUUCACUCACCUCUAGACAGAGUUAACCAUUAAUGGAAUUAUCAUCGUAAUACAACACCUCCUGCUUAUAUAUAUAUAUAAAUGGCUGCUGUUAGAUUUCCAGUGCUUUAUGGCACUCUGUCUGGACCCCUUAUCAGUAGGAAGAUAGGCCCAGGUGUGGCCUGCCUGCAGUUUUGACUUCAAAGGGGUGGAGGGGAAAGUAGCAUGCUGACUCUGACAGACGCCGUUUCUCUUGUGUUUCCUGCAGGACAGUCUCAAGGGCCACCGACCCCUCCCACUACCCCUAAAACAGAUGUGCAGCCCGGUAAGCAGGACCUGAAACGGGAAGGGCGCCCCCUGCAGGAAGGAGGAAGGCAGCCGCCCCACAUCGACUUCCGAGACGUGGACAUUGGUGAGCUCAGCAGCGACGUCAUCUCCAACAUUGAGACCUUCGACGUCAACGAGUUUGACCAGUAUCUCCCACCCAACGGCCACCCCGGGGUCCCGGCCACCCAUGGCCAGCCCGGCCAAGUCACCUAUACCGGCAGCUACGGAAUCAGCAGCACGGCAGCCGCUCCAGCCAGCACGGGGCAUGUCUGGCUGUCCAAGCAGCCGCAGCAGCCGCAGCCGCCGUCUCAGCCACAGCCGUCCCAGGCGCCGCAGCAGGCCCCGCAGCAACCCCAGCACACCUUGACCACGCUGAGCAGCGAGCCAGGGCAGGCCCAGCAGAGGACACACAUCAAGACGGAGCAGCUGAGCCCCAGCCAUUACAGUGAGCAGCAGCAGCACUCGCCCCAGCAGAUCAGCUACAGCUCCUUCAACCUGCAGCACUACAGCUCCUCCUACCCCACCAUCACCCGCUCGCAGUAUGACUACACAGACCACCAGAGCUCCAACUCGUACUACAGCCACGCUGCCGGCCAGAGCUCCAGCCUCUACUCUACCUUCACGUACAUGAACCCCGCCCAGAGGCCGAUGUACACGCCCAUUGCAGACACUGCCGGGGUGCCUUCCAUUCCUCAGACCCACAGCCCGCAACACUGGGAGCAGCCUGUCUACACACAGCUCACCAGGCCGUAAGGUUUUUGACGGACAGCAAAAAGCGUCUUCAGACUUUGGUGAAAGUUUCUUUUUUUUAAAAAAAAAGGAAGAAGCAGCAGCAAGCUAAACAAGUAAGAGAAAGGAAAAUCCCAGAAUGCUUUGUGUACUACAGCAUCCUUCCGAAAUCAGCUGGAGAAUCCUGCUCCAUAAACAAACAUUCCAUGGUGGACUUAGAACCUUUGCUUUCGAGGCGAUUUUCAUUCCCAAAACAGCCAGCUUAGUUCGCCUAGGUAUGGACUUGGUGAUUAUUUUUUAACAAUAACUAAAAAUGAAAAGCGAAUAAUUUUUUUAUUAUUACAAAACUCAAAAGUAUUCCUCUGUGAGGAAUAUGCUCUAUUCUAAGUAUUUUGUUUCAUUUCGUUUAGUAUGUACUGUGUAUGAUUCGUUACCAAUUUGAGGGGAUUUUAUAUGUUAAUUGUACUUCUUGUUUUUAGAGAAACUUUUUUUUUUUAAAUGCUCCUUAUUUUGACAGCUAAACAACACUUAGCAAAAUGGCAUGCCUUAGCCAGAGGUAUUUUUGUAUAGUUAAUGGUCUUCUGCUUGUAGGCAGCAAAAAAAAAAUGUGGAUAAAGGAAAAGCAAACCAGUGAUCAGUUACUCAAUGUGAUGUUGUGGAUUUGGAAAUAGACUUUAUUUUUCCAGCUGGGAAGUAAAAGGGUUUUUUGAGGGGAGGAGGGAGGUUUGAAAGAAAAAGAAGAUCUACACCUUAAGCCUUAAAGAAACACUAUUGAAAAGCCUUAACAGCAACCCUGCAAUAUCUUCCAAGAGAGCUUGCGUAAUUCUUUCUCUCACUGCCAAGGGGAAAUAUGAGGCUUCAGAGGAAGACAGUUCAGUUUUUUAAGGUCUGAAGCUCUCUCUCUCUUUUUUUUAAUGCAACCAGCAGCACCAGAUUAUAAUGCCACAAAUCCUACCAUGACUUGCCUUCUUCAGCUUCUGGCACUGCCCCCUCCCCAUGUGCGAAACAGAUGCUGACCAGUCCAUAGAAAACAGCCCCCCUGCAAAAUCCAUUAUGAACCCAAUUUGCAGGGCAGGGCAGGGAUAUCGACUUUAACAAAGGUCAUGGAUGACAGCACUGGUGUGUGUGUUUUUCUUCCUUUUCUUUUCUUUUUUAAAAAAGUAUAUAUAUUUAUUUUGUGGCGGGGGUGGGGAGAGUUUUUUAAUCAAGAGAUUUUCCUCCAUUUCCCCCUUCCGCAUUAGAAGUUCUUGUAAUGUAAACAGAAAUUCCAGAGUCAGUAUAUGGUGCCUAAUCGUUAAAUUAUGGUCUAAAUCAAUAACCCCUUUAUUUUAUUUAUCCCUCUCAUUCCCAUUUUUUUGGUACUUUUUAUUAUUAUUAUUCCUUCAGAAUGUGUCUUAGGUUUGUGCAAGUAUGUCUGCUUCUCUUCUGUUCUCCCUUUCUUCUUCUUUUCCCUCCUGUUUGAGGAUAAACUGGAAAAAAAUAUGUUGUUGUUGUUUUUCAUUGUAGACACAAAAGAUUGCAAAUGUAGUGUAUCACUGAGUCAUUUGCCUUAUUUUCUGCCUCAGCUCUUUCAGAUUUACAUAUUGCGCCUGGGAGUACACAGGCCAGCAGAGUUAAGGUAGUAGAAUGGACUGUACCACUUAAGCUUUGAUGCUACUGUUGGGGCUGCCAUUUUUAAUGCUUCCCCCAUGGGAUUUUUAUAUUUAAACCCUCCAUUGUUGUUGUUUAUAAUUGCAGGGAGUUCUUUUACAGGGGGUGAGGGGAAGCAUUCGAAAGAAACGAUACCCCCCAACUUGCAAACCAAAGUGGUACAAUCCACUCUACUACCUCCAGAUUCCACCACCUUCUAUGGGUGUUGUAGGGCAGGCCUUGGUCUGUUCAAGAGAAGCAAAGCGACAGUGGGUGCAGCCACCAAUCCCUGCUGCUUUGGAAGCCCUCUUCUUUUCCAUGGGGCUUGCACAUUUCCAUGGGGCUCAUAUUUGCCCCUUGAAAGCUCAAUGGAAAUGAACGACAGUUGCGGAGCAGUGGUUCUGGACUGGUAGCUGCCAAAGUGUGCAGCUCAUCUUCCACCUCUUCACACUGUGUGAUUUGGGAGGAUAUUUAGGGCAAGGAACUGACCUUUGGUGAAGUGGUGGCUGAACAGUUAAGGAUUGCUUUUUUAAAAAAAAGAUAGCCAACUUUUUUAUUUAAAAAAAGUUAUAUUUGUUAAUGUUUUGUAGGGAAUACAGUAGAAGAAAAUCUUAAAGCACUCUUAUAAUAUGGUAUCUUUUCUACUUCUAUAUUAAAAAAGCAGAUAUUUCUAAGGUAUUUCUGUAACUUAAAAACAAUCUUUCCUUUUUUUAAAAAAAUCAGUUUUAGGUAAGGUUGGGUUUCUGUUUUGUUUCCGUUUUGGUCGUUUUGUUUGCAAAUCCCUUUUGGUUCUCUGUACAACUUACCUUUUUGUAUAUUAUUGUUUGCAAUAAAUAUACGUUUUAUUAAACUUUAAAUGAAGU